This is a messenger RNA of Quercus lobata, 1633 nucleotides long. Its product is annotated as probable protein phosphatase 2C 65. NCBI's taxonomy places the organism in Eukaryota, Viridiplantae, Streptophyta, Magnoliopsida, Fagales, Fagaceae. Bases 149 to 1516 code for a protein of 455 amino acids. Gene Ontology annotation, biological process: protein dephosphorylation. The transcript is spliced from 5 exons. The record is from RefSeq and is a predicted model, not a curated record. Gene Ontology annotation, molecular function: protein serine/threonine phosphatase activity.
ACAACUUUUUCUAGGCUUUACACAUCAAACCCAUAACCUUGAAUUCUCUUAAUUCCUUGGUUUCUCAUUCCAUACAAUCAGUCCCUAAGAAAUCCUCCCCUCAUUUUCCAGCACUUUCUUUCCAGAAAGUGCUUUGGCAUUUCCAUAAAUGGGAGCUUGUUGUACUAAGGAUGUCAAUUAUGGAAGGGCCAAGGAGGAUGAUAGGGAUGAGAAUGAAAACCAGUUUGAUGAGGGUGAAACACAAUAUGGGGAUGGUGGGGCUCGUAUAAGGUUGGAAGGACAUUCUAGCUUCAUAUCAAUGUACACCCAGCAAGGAAGAAAAGGCACCAAUCAAGAUGCCAUGACAGUUUGGGAGGAUUUUACUGGUGAUAAAGAAAGGCUAUUCUGCGGUGUGUUCGAUGGUCAUGGUCCCUUGGGUCACAGAGUUGCACGAACGGUACGUGAUAAUUUACCCUCAAAGCUUACUGCAGCAGUAGAAGACUCACAACAUAAUAGAUGCAAAGACUUUGGUGCUGAUGAUGAAGAGGACCAUGAUCAUAAUGAUCACAGUGACAGCAGUCUGGAUAGCAAAGAUAGUAUUGACAAUGAAAAUAGUCAAAAUCUCUCAUUUUCUUCAUGGGAAUCAAGUUUUGUCAAAGCUUUCAAUGAAACAGAUGAAGAACUUGGUCUAGAUUCCUCCAUUGAUAGCUAUUGCAGUGGCACUACAGCUGUAACUAUAGUUAAACAGGAUGAACACCUAAUAAUUGCCAACUUGGGGGAUUCUCGAGCAGUUCUUGGCACUAGAGGAGAUAAUGAUAAACUUGUUCCUAUUCAACUCACAGCUGACCAUAAACCGUGUGUUCCUUCUGAAGCAGAAAGAAUCAAGAGUUGUGAAGGUAGAAUUUUCGCAGCAGAUGAGGAACCUGACGUUUAUAGAGUAUGGAUGCCUGAAUGUGAUUGCCCUGGUCUGGCUAUGUCAAGAGCUUUUGGAGAUUUCUGCAUCAAAGAUUGUGGCCUCAUCUCAACUCCAGAAGUUUGUUAUAGGAAAAUCACAAGCAAUGAUGAAUUUUUAGUUCUAGCAACAGAUGGGGUAUGGGAUGCAUUGUCUAAUAACGAAGUUAUAAGAAUAGUUGGUUCAGCAAAGAGGCGAUCCACGGCAGCCAAAUUGUUAGUAGCUCAUGCGAUUAAUGGCUGGAAAUAUAAAUAUCCUACUUCCAAGGUUGAUGACUGUGCAGCCAUAUGCUUGUUCUUCAAAAGCCAGACAACCAAGUCCAUGUCUAAAAAUAGUAAGAGUAAUGUAAACAACCCAAAGUUUCUUGACUAUAGGUCCAUUAAAUGUUGUGGGAAAAGCCCAGAAUCUGUGAUUGUGAAUGACAACAGGAUUACAGUGAUAGACAGAAUAGGGUCAAAGAAAGAGUGUGGUGCUCUUGAUGGAGGAGUAAGUAGAGUAAAUACGAUAUUGAAGAUUUCUAGGUCUCUCAGCUUUAUGAGUCGGAGGAAAUCAUCAAAGCGUUUUGAUGAGGUUGAAGCUCAUUAAUUAGCAAUGUGAUUUUCAUUUAUUGACAAAUUUAUUCGAAACCCAUCAAUAUUGGGGUUUAGUUUUACCUGUGUAAUUUCAUUCCUUCGAAUUCACAUAUAUAUCUCUUUUCUCUAA